AUUUCCGUGGUAAAGCGAAAUGUCAGAUAGCCGAUUUUUUUAAGUUUUAAGUGGCAGACGGUGUUUUGUUCAUCUGAUCAGCUUUUAGUUUCUGUUUAAUUUAUUAAAAAACUAAAAAUGUGCAUUAGAAGAUUAUUAGAGAAGUGCUUUUGCUAAUCUUUUUGUUUGUGUUUUCUCGCCUAAUCGGAAAUGCUAAAAUUUUUUCCGGAAUUUUAGUUUGUGCAACCUAUUUAUGUAUGUAUGUGCCGCCGACAUAAAUGUCCAACAGAAGUGAAUCGCAUAAACUUUGAUAAAUUUACGUGAAUUAGUGAAAAAUCCUUGAAGCAAAACAUUCAAUAGCAUUCUGAUGAUGAAAAUUACUGCAAGUAAUUUUGCCAUGUGAAUACGACUUUUUUUGUUCAUUUAAUUUUGAUGCAAGAAGUGAAUCCUUUGGGAACCUCCCGUGCAUGUGAUAAAAGAUUUCUUCUUAAUCUGAAGCUUGUAUUUUUGCAAUCUUUGCCCUUUGCUGCUGCUCGCAUUGACUAAAAUAAAUCUUGCGGGCUGUUGUACGCAGUAUGUACAUACAAAUUAGUGCACAUUACGGGGGGGAAGGUAAAAUUUCGUAUAUUUGUCACUGCCUCCGAAAGGGAAGUACAUAUAAUAACUUAAAGGAAUAAUCUAAUUAAUACUCCGCUCAAAUAUCUCAUCCUUCAUGAUUUUUUAAACAAAAUCUAUAAUUACACCGAGAUAACAUAAUCCAUCACAUAAAUCCAUCCAAUUAGUGGUCAACAACGUCCAUCACAAUUAGCAUUGAUUAAUGUAAGAGGAGGUCCAUUAAAAACUGCGAAAGUUAUAUGUAUGUUCAUACAUACAUACAUAAAGUACAAUCAAAUCGAAUAUAUCCCCUGUCAAUGAAAUUAUAAAUCAGCCAAGUAGCCAAGCAACUUAGCGGCGAUCCAACACCACUUUUGCCGAAAAAUACUUGCAUACAUAAUACAUAUAAUAGGAAAUAUCUAAGCCGUAAGCAAUAGAUUUAUUUUUAAGAGAAUCUUCAUAAAUUGCUCUUACAUUGCCAUGGACAAAUGCGAUGCUUGAACGUUUUCGUUUGGGUAAUUUAAGUGCAAAUUGUCGUUUACGAAGUGAAGAACUGGCGCGCGAUAAGAAACAACAACGCCAACAAUGUGUCACUGUCCUGCUUUUAGAUGACACAACGCACACCUUUCGGAUAGAGAAACGUGCUAAAGGAUCUGAAUUACUCGAUCAGGUUUUUCAUUUCUUAGAGCUAUCCGAAAGGGACUACUUUGGAUUGCUAUUUCCACAAAAGCCCGGUGAUGUUGUUCGAUGGGUAGAUGCGCAUAAGCAAUUUAAAAAACAAUGCAGUAGCCUCGCUCUUGAAAAUGACACCAUUCAAACGCUAGAAUUUAGAGUUAAGUUUUAUGUAAGUGAUCCCAGUCGUUUGCAAGAGGAAUAUACCAGAUAUCAGUUCUAUUUGCAAAUAAAACGCAAUAUUCUGCUGGGAAGACUGCCAUGCUCUGUCAACACGCAAUGUUUACUUGCCAGCUAUACUGUGCAAUCCGAAUUGGGCGAUUUCAACCCAGCGGAACAUCAGCCAGGAUACUUGGGCGACAUGCAAUUGCUGGUCGAACAAACACCAGAUGCCGAGCGAAAGAUAUCGGAAUUACAUAAAUUGCAUCGCGGACAAUUACCAGCUGAUGCAGAGUAUAAUUAUUUAGAACAUGCGAAACGACUUGAUUUAUACGGCAUUGAUUUACACAAAGCUACGUUGGGCUCCUCUGUCUUACAGGAUUCUAAUGGCAAAGACUUGCAGCUAGGCGUAUCAGCGAUCGGGUUAUUAGUUUUUCAAAACGGAUUGCGUAUAAAUACAUUUUCCUGGUCGAAAAUGGUGAAAGUUUCAUUCAAACGCAAAGAUUUUUUCAUACAGCUGCGCAGAGAACCGUCGGAAAGCUAUGACACGUUGCUGGGCUUCGGCAUGAUCUCACACAAGCACGCUAAAGCAUUGUGGAAAUCUUGUGUGGAACACCAUUCUUUCUUCCGUCUGAAACGACCACAUCGGCUUCCACGUUUCUUAAACAUCAGUCUAGGCUCGAAAUUCUACUAUUCCGGACGCACAGAGCUGCAGGCUGUGCAAGAGUCCAAGCAGCGCGGCACCGUGCACAAGGCAUUUGUGCGUUCGCCGAGCAAACGUCUUAUAGCCGCGGGCUCUACCGUUGCCCCGUCCCCGAUGGUGAACGGCACCAGCGGCUCGGAUAGCAACGGUAGCGUCUCGCAUAAUGGCAAAGUCACCUCGUCCGCAUUGGUAACACAUACGUCCAUUUUGACUAUUACGAAAACGAGCCGUCCACAUGACAAUAAAGUGACCUCGAAGCAGACUGAAACAAUACCGCGAAAGGCCUGGGAACAGCAGAGCGACGAAUACGAUAUACAACUUGACACUGGAAUAAUAGCUAGACGAUUUGAUUCACCAAUACCGCCAACCUACAGUUCGGGCGCACACAGUCCGAUAAUGAACUCUAUUAAUGCUGCAUCGCGCCUUGGGCCGCCAAUCACUACGCUUAUAAAUGGCAACACGUCGACUGAGUUGGAAAGUGGUAGCGAUUUGGUAACUAUACGUCUACAAUCCGACGAGCAGGGCCGUUUUGGCUUUAACGUUAAGGGUGGCGUAGAUCUUGGACUGCCUGUGCAGGUAUCGAAAGUAGUGCCGAACACGCCAGCAGAUCGUUGCACACCACGUGUGUGUGAAGGUGAUGAGGUUGUCAUGAUUAAUGGGCACGAUGUUGUAGGACUGCAACAUGAUCAGGUCGUGACAAUGAUACGAGAAAGUCGCAAUCAACAGAGCGGUGAACUGUUGCUCACUGUACGCCCAAAGGCGAUGCGCGCUAUACUAUCGGAGGAGGAGCCACUAUAUCAGUACGUGCCGGAGAACGAUGAAAUUGGAUCUCACUCAAAUCUAUUGGAUGGCGAUGCAUUAUUCACGCAGAGCUUACUGCUUUUGAGCGACGGUCUAGCAUCUGGUGCGCUAUUGGCACAGUACGAGCUGAUGUAUCGAAAGAAUCCCGAAUUGGCGAUAACAGAGGCGCGGAAACCGGAAAAUAUUGCUAAGAAUCGGUAUCGGGACAUAUCACCAUAUGAUUGCACGCGCGUUUCACUGGUCACUUCUGCCACCGGCGAUUAUAUCAAUGCCAAUUAUGUAAAUAUGGAAAUACCGAGCGGUGUGGUAAAUCGUUAUAUCGCUACGCAAGGUCCUCUAGCAAAUACCACAACAGACUUUUGGCGUAUGGUGCAGCAAGAAAGUAGCCAUUUGAUAGUCAUGCUUACCACGGUUAUGGAGGCGGGUCGCCAGAAAUGCCAUCAGUAUUGGCCAGUUACUGGCGAUGAGUUGCACUUGGGUGAUGGUUUUUCGGUCAAAUGCCUUAGCGAACAGCCGGAUGAGACGGGUAGUUUUGUCUUUCGUGAAUUUGUUUUGUGUGAUAAGCGCACUGGCGAACAACGUCACAUUCAGCACAUGCAAUAUUUAGCUUGGCCCGAUCAUUGCGUGCCCUCGGAUCCGAAUCUCUUUAUCGAAUUCACAGAGCGUGUGCGUGUGGCACGUAAUAAAACUUUGCUGCAGGAAAUCGAAGAAAGUCUGAAACAAGUGCGGCUACUGGACGCCGAUGCCGAUGAAAAUGGUGGACUGAUGAGUGAACGGAAAUGUGCUGCCAGCAAUGGAGUGACGCCGGAAGAUGAGAACCCGGUUUCGACUAGUGUGCAUCAGUGUAUUAGUGCGGCAAAUCCCCCUGUGAUAGUGCAUUGUUCCGCCGGUAUUGGACGUACAGGUGUUCUCAUACUAAUGGAUACAGCAUUGGCGCUAAUGGAAAUCAGAGAGCCCGUUUAUCCGUUGGACAUAGUGCGCACAAUGCGCGAUCAGCGUGCCUGUAUGGUGCAAAAUGUGAGCCAAUAUCGAUUUGUGUGUGAGUGCAUUUGUGCUGCGUAUAUGAAGUUGUCACGCUCCAGUGCUGCUCUGGAUGAUGUUGGAGACAAUUAACAAUAAUUAUUAAUAUAUCAUACACAUCUACAGCCAUGUUAAACGCGUAUUGUUAAUUUUUGUUGCUAACAAGCCAACAAAAACAUAUAUUACUAAUCUUUACAUAUACAUACACUUUGUCCAGCCAUUAAAUGCAGUAUAUAGUUGACAUGGUUAAAUCGUUUUAUAUACAUACAUAUGCAGGUGAGAACAGGCCAAAAUGUUUUCUGUGACCGCCAUGAACCUUUGCUAUCCAACUAUGUUCUAUUGUAUAAAUACUUUGUUUAGUGCUUUUUUGUACCACUUACUCACGUAUGAGUAGUACCACUUUUCUUAAUCCACAUUACACAUAGCAUAUUUAAAUCAAUAUAUGUAUAUGUAUGCUUAUAUUUCAUAAUUGCUCAUAGAAAUUCUUUUUUGUACGCAAUGUUUCGGGCGCAUUUUAAAUGCGGAAUUUUUCAAUGUAUGUAUAUUCAAUUAAAUUACUUUCGAUUUAACCAUAUAUUGUGUUAGUGCAUUGAAUUGCGUAUAUUUUUGGUAAAUUUUACGGAACUUUUGCACUUCUAUCUUUGUUUGCCUUUUGGUGCAUUAAGACAAUUCAAAUAUGAAGGUAUUUUUUUUUUUUGUAUAAUUACCGGCCAAAAAGAUCACCAAGACAAUUGAUAGAAAAAAAUGAAUUUACACACAAGUGCUGCAACGCAAUUCUAAAUUUUUAUUGUACGAUUUGCAUGCUAUCAAUUAGAUACGUCUAACCAUAUGCGCAAUAUCAAUGUAGUAUGUAUAAAAAUGUGUGAGACAGAUAUUUUAAGACAUGAGAUGUGCAUACAAAAGUUUAGCAAGUUACACAUGCCACAGAAGUGACAUGCUUUUAUUGCGAUAUUUGAUCAUUUAAUCGUUUAGAAAUUACAUACAUUGCGUCUACGAAGCGUGGAUGACGAAUGAAAAAUUUUAGGCAUAAUUUAGCUCCAUUAAGAAAGAUUUAUCAACUUACUAGUAUUGUAGCACCAAAUAAAAUAUUUAUUGUAUCCCCGUACUCACAGCUACAUAUAACGACCCACUCAUUUCAAAAGCUGAAUGGGCCUAUUUUAAUGUAAAAGAAAAUAAAAAAACAUCCGCUUAGAUUGAAAGUAGAA
This is a messenger RNA of Rhagoletis pomonella (apple maggot), 5133 nucleotides long. It is a transcript of the gene Ptpmeg, whose product is annotated as tyrosine-protein phosphatase non-receptor type 4. The transcript has 13 exons. Lineage: Eukaryota; Metazoa; Arthropoda; Insecta; Diptera; Tephritidae. Gene Ontology annotation, cellular component: cytoskeleton. The coding region runs from base 1067 to 4021 and encodes 984 amino acids. Gene Ontology annotation, molecular function: protein tyrosine phosphatase activity; cytoskeletal protein binding. The record is from RefSeq and is a predicted model, not a curated record. Gene Ontology annotation, biological process: protein dephosphorylation.